GAGCGCCUGGAAGUCCUGCUCUGACGCACCAACCCCCCCAAGCAGCCACACGCACGCUCCGCAGCGCCGAGCUUCUCUCAGACUUGGGAGAUGCGCGGCUCUGGGUGACCAGACCGCUCUCUCCUCCGAAGCGAAGAGACCCGGGCACGCGAUAGCUCAGCCGGCUCUGGCUGAGAGACGCAGCCCUCGGGGUCUGCUCCCCUAGCCUCCCUCUCUUCCACGCGAUGCUCACAGGCAUUCCCUAGGAGCCCCUGAGCGUAGUGACCACCUCCAGUCCUGCGGAGCCCCUCUCUGCACGCACCUCGGGCCAGUCUCCUGACCCAGAGAUGGAUUUUCCGGACAACUUCACCAACUCCUCCAUCGACACCCCUACCCCUCCGGAGUCCAACCUCAGCAUGGGCACGGAAGACUCGCCCCCCAGCCAGCCCGCCCGCUCCAUCUGGAACGUGCUGGCCCUUACCUUCCUGGGCUGCCUAGUGGCAGCCACGUUCGCCUGGAACCUGCUGGUGCUGGCGACCAUUGCCCGGGUGCGCACGUUCCACCGCGUGCCGCACAACCUGGUGGCGUCCCUGGCCAUCUCAGACGUGCUGGUGGCCGCGCUGGUGAUGCCGCUGAGCCUGGUGCACGAGCUGGCCGGCCGGCACUGGCACCUAGGUGAGCGGCUGUGCCAGGUCUGGGUGGCGUGUGACGUGCUCUGCUGCACCGCCAGUAUCUGGAACGUCACGGCCAUCGCGCUGGACCGCUAUUGGUCCAUCACGCGCCACCUCGACUAUACGCUGCGCGUGCGCAGGCGCGUCUGCGCCGCCCUGCUCGUGGUGACGUGGGUGGUCUCCGCCGUCAUCUCGCUGGCGCCGCUGACCUUCGGCUGGGGGCAGCUGUACUCCGAGAGCGAGCAGGUGUGCCAGGUGAGCCGGGAGCUCUCCUACACCCUGUUCUCCACUGUGAGUGCCUUCUUCCUGCCGCUCUCCGUGGUGCUCUUCGUCUAUUGCCGCAUCUACCGGGCCGCCAAGUGCCGCGCUGCCUUCCGCAAGAACAACUGCGUGCGUCCCACGGCGGAAGCCGGCAAGAAGGAGGAGAAGGAAGGAGAGAAGGAAGGCGAAGGCAAGGAAGGCGAAGGCAAGGAAGGCGAGGGCAAGGAAGGCGAGGAGAAGGAAGGCGAGAAGAAGGAAGGCGAGGAGGGGAAGAAGCAUGGACGUGAGAACGAGACCCCCAACUGCUGCCUCCGCUUCCUGCUCCGACUGCGGGUCGGACCUGCGGCUCAGAGGGCGGAGUACUCGGCCGGCGACAACAGGGUCACCAUCCACACGGACGCCGAGGCGCUGAGGGAGCACCGCGAGCAGAGGGCCGCCGUGAUGGUGGGCAUCCUGAUCGGGGUCUUCGCCGUGUGCUGGCUGCCCUUCUUCACCACGGAGCUCGUCAGCCCCCUCUGCGACUGUGACCUGCCCGGCGUCUGGAAGAGCCUCUUCCUGUGGCUGGGCUACUCCAACUCCUUCUUCAACCCGUUCAUCUACACGGCCUUCAACAAGACCUACAAGAGCGCCUUCAAGAACCUGUUCUGCCGCCAGUCCUAAGGCCGCGGCCCCGGGGGGAUGAGAGAGUUACUCCUGCCACCCAGUACAAACCCCCGUGGUCGUCUGUGCCCCCGCCCCGGUGACCCCCUGCCCC
Molecule: messenger RNA, 1665 nt
Organism: Phyllostomus discolor (pale spear-nosed bat)
Lineage: Eukaryota; Metazoa; Chordata; Mammalia; Chiroptera; Phyllostomidae
Gene: HTR5A
Product: 5-hydroxytryptamine receptor 5A
Exons: 4
Coding region: 327-1571 (414 amino acids)
Biological process (GO): adenylate cyclase-activating adrenergic receptor signaling pathway
Cellular component (GO): plasma membrane
Molecular function (GO): G protein-coupled serotonin receptor activity
Source: RefSeq, a predicted model, not a curated record